ACCAAUUAACAGCGUGGCCAACCCUCAAUAUAAGAUCUUCAAACCUCUCCGCAUUUCUAGUUCAAGUUGAGUUGCCUUGACAUUGCCUUCCAUACUUUCAAAAUGAACAAAUACUUCGUUUUCAUUGCCAUCGCCUUCUUGGCCAUCCAGGCUGUUGAGUCCAGACCAAGAGCUUCCCAACAACAACGUCCAGCUGUCCAAAAUGUAGAAGAAGGCGAUGUCACCAAGAAAGCUCAAGAUUUAAUUAAAAAAGCCGACGAAGUCCUUACCGGAAACCUUCCUAGUACACAACAAAUCAUUAACAAUGUAGAAGAAACCGGCAAAAAAUUGGUCAGCAACAUCAAAGAUUUCAACGACUACCUCAAGACCCAACUUACUGCAAACAGAGGUGAUAUCGACAAAGUAUUGAAACAAGUAUCUGACAACUUACACUCUGCCAGUGAAAAAAUCCAAAAAGAUGUUUUGGGACCAGAAGGACAAAAGAAGGCUACUGAAAUCAGAGAAAACUUACAUGCACAAAUAAAAUCCGCUGCCGCUCAAGUUGAAAAGCUCACUGCUGCUGUUAAACCCGAAGCAGAAAAAUUGAAGAACGACUUGUUGGCUGCUGCUAACCUCUUUUUGGAAAAAGCUGGCAAAGUUACCGAUGACUUGAAAAAAGUAGUCGCUGAACACAAAGCCUAAGUGAUCUAGUAUUUUAUAUUUAUGAUGUUUUAAAUUUAUAUGUAAUAU
Messenger RNA from Diabrotica balteata, 729 nucleotides. NCBI's taxonomy places the organism in Eukaryota, Metazoa, Arthropoda, Insecta, Coleoptera, Chrysomelidae. The record is from the annotation of a GenBank genome assembly.